Messenger RNA from Thunnus maccoyii (southern bluefin tuna), 1367 nucleotides. RefSeq names its product zona pellucida sperm-binding protein 3-like. Gene Ontology annotation, molecular function: acrosin binding. Gene Ontology annotation, cellular component: extracellular matrix. Bases 94 to 1329 code for a protein of 411 amino acids. Gene Ontology annotation, biological process: positive regulation of acrosome reaction; egg coat formation; binding of sperm to zona pellucida. The record is from RefSeq and is a predicted model, not a curated record. NCBI's taxonomy places the organism in Eukaryota, Metazoa, Chordata, Actinopteri, Scombriformes, Scombridae. The transcript is spliced from 8 exons.
UCGCAGGUGUGCUCCUCUUGGUUCAUGUUGACAGCUUUUUUUUUUUGACAGCCACAUUAAGAAACUUUGAAUUUAUUAGAUGAAAACACCACAAUGCCUCUUUCUGUGCAUUUUACAUUUUCUAUAUAUAUUCUGUUCAAAUUGGUGGCAGUUAGAUGCUACACUUAUCAAACCAAACCUCUGUUUCUGUCUUUUUCUGACUUGGCUGCUCUUGAAGCAAACUCAAACAAACCAAACACUCACCCGUGGAGCGACACUAGGGAUCCCGCUGGAAUAAUAACUGCUGCCGGAGAGCACAAGGUGAAGACCUUUGUGGUGAAAUGUCAUGAGGACAGUAUCGAGGUUGUGAUGAAAGCUUAUCUGUUUGACCCUGCUCUGCCUGUGGAGCCCACACACUUGAGGCUUGGACCUGUCAGUGCUGCACACAGUCACUGCACAGCCAGGAAGUCUGAACAUGGAGAGUACAUCAUCAGAGCGGCACUGAGUGACUGUGGAGGCAGAGUGAUGUUCACAGAGAGUGCCGUACUAUACAAGAACCUGCUGCUGUACUCUCCCCCUCCAAAAUCACAAGGAGACGUAUUUUAUGUGGAGGGAGCUGCUGUUCCUGUGCAGUGUAAAUAUAAAAGCAGGAGGUACACAGUGAGCAGCAGAGCCCUGAAACCGACCUGGACUCCCCUGAUCUCCGUUCACUCGACUCAUCUCCACCUGGACUUCCACCUCAGGCUCAUGACAAAUGACUGGAGCAGUGAGAGAAAGUCAUCUGUUUACUUCCUGGGGGAGAUGAUCAACAUUGAAGCCUCUGUAGAUCAUCGUCAUCUUCCUCUUCGUCUGUAUGCAGACAGCUGCGUGACCACUCUGACCUCCGAUGUGAAAUCAUACCCCAGAUACCCCUUCAUAGACCACCAUGGAUGUUUUACAGACUCCCAGCUGAACGGCUCCGGCUCUCGUUUCCUGCCUAGAGUCCAGGACACCCUCCUCCAGAUACAACUCGAACCUUUCCUCUUCCAUCAGGAUCACAGACAUACUAUCUAUAUCACAUGUCACUUGGAAGCAGAGCUCACUUCAAACAAUAAGAACCCAGAAAAAAAGGCCUGCUCUUUUAUGAGCGGAAGGUGGAAGUCCGUGGAUGGAGAAGACGACGUGUGUGAGAGCUGUAGCAAGAUUCAAGAGACAAAUCGCAGCAACAGUGAUGAGCCCGGCCACAAGAGGGCACCGAGGAGUAAAACAAAGUACAGAUUAAAUGAGCUGCAGAGGGAAACAACUGUUGGUCCAAUCAUAUUUCUCCCCAGAAAGGCUGAACACAGUGGAAAUGACAAGUAUCUGUAUUGAAGUUAUUGGGUUUAAUAAAACUGAUGUUUGUUUGUUUG